AUGGGCAAAAAGCGGAAAAGACCCAUCAAGGACCGCGGUCCCACGUCUCACAUCGGUAUCACCACAUCUCCCCGUUUCAGAACGCCCCAUACCCCAAUUUCCCUGGAAACAAAAACAAGCCAUCCCGUUAUCUCCCUGUACUACCGACAGGUCGUACCUUUGCGGGAGUACCUGCUCCAGCAACUCCCCGUGACCUCCAAGUCGCGUCGGCGUCGCAUCCUGACAUUGGACUCGCGUGAAGACAAUGCAUCCCAAACAUUGGCGGAGCUGCUAGACUCCACCCUGGUGGGUGUGCUGAAGGAGUCUUCUCCGACCCUCAAUUCAGAGCGACAAAAGGAAUACUCAUCUUUUAAUGCGUCUCAAUCACGGUCGAUCCUCGCCAGCACUGAUACGGGACCGACCUGUCCGCAGUCUGAGGUGGUUGAUUUUGUGAUCUGGAAACUCUUCAAUCAUAACAAUGGCUCCUAUCAAAAGCAUCGGCAUUUGUUGACAUAUGGCUUCCAACGCCACUCUAUGGGGCGGAAUGCUCAAGCUACGAGUAUUCCAGGCAUUGUGUCUCAAGUUCCAAAUCAGAAUGUCCAGACUCUCACAGAGGGGGCAUGGGCAGAGGUCCUUGGCCUACUUGGUAGUAAUGGGGAGGAUAUUAUGAUGCAGCUCCUUUUCGAUUGCGGAAUUUUUGCUGCUAUCAACGCUCAAAAGGGCAUUUACUACCAACUCAGCGGUUUACCACUCUCCGAUCUCGAGCCUCUGAGCGAUGCGUCCUUGGGAGUCAAUGGGUUUGCUGCCACAGCACAAGACCCAAUUCCUACCACUGGUCAGAGACAUUCCAACGAUAAAAUCGAACGCAAACAGAAUUCCGAUAAGACAACCCAAACGCCAAACGACAUUGUGUUUCUACGGCGGCGUAUUCUCUAUGGACGUGCCGAGUCCAAAAAGCAAGUAUCCUCUGGACUAGGACAGACACAUGUUCUUAGCCGCUUCUCAUUACUUGACUCGAUGGCACACACAGUCCAUGUAAUGAAGUACAUCUUUCCCCGGCAAUUUGGCCUACUGAAUGUAUUUACGCUGGACCCGGAUGCAUGCAAAAACACAGAUGCCUCGAAAGGUUUCAUGUUUCGUGAGACUGAGAUAUCUCGUUUGGAAGAAGAGAAACGACUACAACGGCCCCAACUCGGGAACGGAUUCGCAGGCAAAGAUUGUGGCGCCGUGAAGAGUAUCAAAGUACCUAAAAGGCUUCGUGGAAUCACCAUAGAGCUUGUCCGGAAGCUCCGGAAUCGCAACGCACAAUGCUCCUACGGAGAGUUGCUGCGAUACUAUUGUCCAACCGAACAAACCGGACCCAGGACACUUGGCGCAUUUGCCUCUACCUCCACACCUGAUGCCAAAAAAAGCGAGCCUAUCUCCUCGCUCCAGUCAAAUUUAGUAUCACAGAUGCGAGUAAAUCACCUGUCGUCGAGCGAUAAGUUGGCGCAGUCCUCAAGUGAUGUCUCGGGAUUGGAGCCGCACAUGGCUGUCGACACAUCUGGAAUCGAUACCAAUAAACCGGCUCGAAAAAGCCCAGUCAGUCUGACUGAUUAUGCGACUCCGGCGUCUUCUGUCUCAGCAUUUUGUCGAGCGGUGAUCCAGAAAUUGAUCCCUCGCCAGUUUUGGGGGGCUGGUCCGGAUGGUAUCGCGAACCUCAAGAUUGUUCUCAGACAUGUUGACCAGUUUAUCAAAUUGCGCCGAUUCGAAAGUCUGAGUCUGCACGAAGUAUGCAAAGGUGUAAAGAUAACAAGCCUUCCUUGGCUGGAGCCACCCCAGGUCCAGACUACUUCAUCUGAGACAAGAUCGAAGAUCGCCCUGUCUGACUUGCACAAACGCACUGAACUACUCCAUGAAUUCAUGUUUUGGAUUUUCGAUUCCGUUCUCAUUCCUCUUAUUCGUUCGCACUUCUAUGUGACCGAGUCACAAACGCAUCGAAACCGACUUUUCUAUUUCCGCCAUGAUCUGUGGCAGCAAUUGACCCAGCAACCUUUCGGGGACUUGAAAGCAACGAUGUUCGAGGAGCUCGAGCCAGAUCAGGCCCAACGUGUGCUGGCACGCCGGUCCCUUGGUUUCGGUGCUCUCCGUUUGCUUCCCAAAUCUACAGGCCUCCGGCCCAUCUUGAAUCUUCGCAAACGAGCGUGGAAGAAAUCGACAUGGAAAAACCAGCCAAUGUACCUUGCCGCCAGCAUCAAUUCAAGUAUUACACCUAUCUAUAGCAUGUUAACCUACGAGCGUCAGAAAGCUCCUGCCAAAUUGGGCUCGUCAAUGCUCUCCGUUGGAGAUAUGCAUCGCCGAUUGAAGGCGUACAAAGAACGGCUGUCCAAACGGCUGCCCUCGGGUUCUAAACCUUCCCGAUCUAAGCUCCCACCGAUGUACUUUGUCAAGCUUGAUAUCAAAGCUUGUUUUGAUACUAUCCCCCAGAAAAGGUUGCUUGAGCUUAUCGAAGAGCUGGUCUCUGAAGAAAGCUACCGCAUCUCAAGAUACAUGGAAUUCCAACCGCCUGCUCCUGCUGCACACCAAGGAUACUCCACACGAAGAUAUAGGAGCCGCGCUGCGCCUGCGACGAGACCGCAGAACCUACCAGACUUCGUCAAUAGCGGGGGCGCGCCGCGAAAGACCAACACCGUUUUUGUUGACAAUCAAGCUCCACAAGAACGUGAUGUUGAGAGUCUUCUGGAACUCCUCGAUGAACAUGUCCGGAACAACCUCGUGAAGAUAGGCAAGAAAUAUUUCCGCCAACGCAACGGCAUUCCCCAAGGCUCCGUGCUAUCCAGCAUCCUUUGCAAUUUCUUCUACGCCGAGCUAGAGCGAAAGGUAUUGAGUUUUAUCAAACCUGAGAAUUCUCUACUCCUGCGACUCGUGGAUGACUUCCUCCUGGUCACACCGGAUGUAGCCGUGGCAAUGAAGUUCCUGGAAGUAAUGAUCCGGGGCCAACCAUUGUACGGCGUACAAGUCAAUCCCGCCAAAAGCAUGGCAAAUUUCAGCGCAGCAGUUGAUGGCAUUUUGCUCCCCAGACUAGAAGGGACCCCAUUAUUCCCGUAUUGCGGUAGUCUCAUCGACACCCACACGCUGGAAUUUCACCGCGAUCAAGAUCGCAUUCUCGAGGGCGGCGAAUCAGCAGCUGCUACUCUCUCCAACACCUUAACCGUCGAGGCCACCCGCCUCCCCGGCCGCACAUUUUACCGCAAAGUGCUUUCCUCAUUCCGCUUGCAGCUACAUCCCAUGUACAUCGAUGACGGACAUAACUCACGUGCAGUUGUGCUAGCCAACCUCUACUGCAGCUUCAUCACUUCUGCCAUGAAGAUGUACCGCUAUAUGAAGUCGCUUCGGGGCCGUGCGCACCCCGGCCCUACCAUCAUAACACAGACUAUCCGCGAUCUGAUUUUGCAGACGGCUGGCACGAUCCAGGCCCGGCGUGCUGGUUGUUCGAAGGCUUCAUUUUCGUGUUUCGUCCAGCGGUCCCACCUUCAGUAUCUGGCUUCUGCGGCGUUUCGGUUUGUUUUGAAGCGCAAGCAAACGCGGUAUUCGGUGGUGCUGCACUGGUUGGACUCGAUGACGAAAGAUGCUCGACCUACGUCAGAUUCCGAAGCUUUGAGGAUGACGCAGGUGGUGAAAAAGGGAAAUGCGAUCUUUGAGGAAUGGCGGUUCUAG
Penicillium concentricum is the source of this 3675-nucleotide messenger RNA. Its product is annotated as telomerase reverse transcriptase. Gene Ontology annotation, cellular component: telomerase catalytic core complex. The transcript has 6 exons. The coding region runs from base 1 to 3675 and encodes 1224 amino acids. The record is from RefSeq and is a predicted model, not a curated record. Gene Ontology annotation, molecular function: telomeric repeat DNA binding; telomerase RNA binding. NCBI's taxonomy places the organism in Eukaryota, Fungi, Ascomycota, Eurotiomycetes, Eurotiales, Aspergillaceae. Gene Ontology annotation, biological process: telomere maintenance via telomerase.